This is a messenger RNA of Chara braunii, 1802 nucleotides long. The record is from the annotation of a GenBank genome assembly. NCBI's taxonomy places the organism in Eukaryota, Viridiplantae, Streptophyta, Charophyceae, Charales, Characeae.
GAGCGUGGGAGAGACACGUGGCAGCGAUGGGAGCUUCGGCAGCAUCGAUGACGUGGAUCGAUGGAUAAGACAAGUUUCAGAUGGCAGCUCUUCUUGGAAGGAGAAGGCCAAUCUAGCGCUCUUGAUGAUGCUAGGAGGAGGAGGCGGAGGAGGAGGCGGAGGAGUUGAAAGCCACGUGGGACAUUCGGUUACGCACACGGGGCAGCUUGCAGGAAGGCCACAGAGAGCAGACAGGAGCAUUCAGUGUUAUUUCUGCGGAGUAACGUGUACAGAUGCACAGCAGACAGGGGAAGAGAGAGAGAGAGAGGGAGAGAGGGACUCUCUCUCUCUCUCCCCCGCGACUGACGGCAACCAUUACCGAAACCCAUCUACAAAGAGGACGGGUUCAGGGGAGGAGGAGAAGGAGAAGGAGAAGGAGGAGGAGGAAGGGAGGAAGUCCACACAUCGCUCCAUCAAGGUUGUUCGGUUUCUGAAGAAGCAGAAUUGGUGGCUGAACCGAGCGGUUAAUGCGCAGCAGGUAUUGAUAAGUCAACUAUCAGAAAUGGUGAGCCGUCAACAAAAAGAGUUCUUGGACCUGCAAGGAGCGUACCUGACCAAAAUGGGUUUCCAGAUUCCAGAGCUUGUGAUAGGAGAGGUGGAGCGAAAGGGAGAGGAGAGAGAGGAGGAGAGGGCGAAGGAGGACCAAGAGGAGGAGCAGGAGGAGGAGGAGGAGGAGGAGGAGGAGGAAGACAAGAAGAAGAAGAGAGUACGGAAGAAAGGAUUAUCAGGGGCUGCUCAGGUACCUCCACGUGGAAGUAAGGCACACCGCUUGAUUGAUCCUGAUGACAACCAACCUCAACUAGAUUCGUCGAAAGUGCAUCGAGGAGGAGGAGGGGGAGGAAGGGAAAAGGCAGAGCGAGAACAACGGAAAGGUGGUGGAGAAUUAGGAAGAGGAAAAGCAGACCGAGAACAACGAGGAGACGGUGCUAAUGGGUACAACCCCGUUAGAUCUCGGCCGUUAGAUCUAGCGGCGAAUCUGACGGCGGCUGCUGCUGGGUCAGCGACGAGAAACAGCCGCGUUUCUUCUUCUUUUACUUAUGCUGCUGCUGCGGUCGGAGGGAAAUCGAAGCCAGAGAGAUCCCGAUCAGCACAGCAAAAGCAUCCCGACUCGGGAUUUGAUGCACUGUCGGUCGGUCUUGCUACAGGCCGACGAUUCGUCGGAAAAUGGGGCAAAGGAUAAACAUCACGACUCAGGAUUAAAUUGGCAAGGAUCAUGAGGAGGAGGAGGAGGAGGAGGAGAUGAGGAGAUAAUGAUGAUGAUGAUCAUCAUGAGGAGAAGGAGGAGGAGGAGGGGAACAUGAUGAAAAACCCCUCGACAAACAGCUUGGAAGGAAAUGGGAAAUGCUGCUGUUUGUGUUCUUUCUUUGGGGGGUAGUAAAAGCACCCGACGACCUGCAUUGAAAAAAUGUUGAAGGAUGAAAAAAAACGCGCUUGUUCCUCCUGCCACCUCAUCAUCGGAUUAAGACACGUGGACACAUUUUGCUUAAUCAUUGCUAAAUCAAUCAAUCAGGGUGUAUGAUAACGGUACCGAUGGAUCAUCGUAUGAUAACGGUACCGAUGGAUCAUCGGGACAAGGCGAUGGAUCGGAGGCAGAAGCGCAAGGGCAGGCAUGUCAGGUCGACAGUGGGGAUCCCUGCUCAGCACCAAAUCAGGUAGGCGGAGCUCCCGAACCGACGUUUUCGUCAGCCCGUCGCCAUGGACGCAGAAUCGAAACCCCGAAUAGAACACAUAAUCGGCUCUACUGUAAUGGGGUACCGUUAUCC